Messenger RNA from Esox lucius (northern pike), 4403 nucleotides. RefSeq names its product NACHT, LRR and PYD domains-containing protein 12-like. Gene Ontology annotation, biological process: inflammatory response; innate immune response; regulation of apoptotic process. NCBI's taxonomy places the organism in Eukaryota, Metazoa, Chordata, Actinopteri, Esociformes, Esocidae. Gene Ontology annotation, molecular function: protein binding. The record is from RefSeq and is a predicted model, not a curated record. Bases 210 to 3746 code for a protein of 1178 amino acids. The transcript is spliced from 13 exons.
AAGACGCAGAUUUUUUAAACGUUUGCGGGAACUGCGUUUGUGACAGAGCAGAUGUUACCAGCUAAGACUCUGUAGCGACGGAGAAGACCUAAGAGAUGGAGAAGACCGGGUCUGAAAGGAGAUAAGAUAACAAUUCUAGUGGAAUAACUCUUGACCAAAGACCCUCCCUCUUUGAUGUUUCCAAGGACACUGAGAAGAGAUCAGAGGAAAUGGGUGCUGCCUUUGUGGACGGUAACAGAGAAGCUCUCAUCCAGAGGGUUACCAUGGUGAUGCCCAUUGCAGAUGCUCUACUCCAGAGGGGAAUGAUCCAUAACGAGAAGUACUCUAACAUCGCAGCUGCCAAAACCAGCCAGGACCAGAUGAGGAAGUUGUACGAAGCCUUAACCUCUGGGGGAGUCAAAUCAGCCUUCUACAGGAUCCUCCUGGAGGUAGAACCUUAUUUGGUCCAGGAUCUGGGUGUGACUUGGAACACUGGACAGAUAAAAGUGGAUGAAAUCACAGAGCGAGUUAAAGAAAACCAUAAAGCCAGGCUGAAGAAGUUGUUUAAAUGUCUGUGUGAAGGAACAGCAGAGGAACAGUCUCGACUCGAUAGCAUUUACACCCAGCUCUACAUCACCCAGGGAGAGAGUGAAGGGGUUAAUAAACAACAUGAGGUUAGACAGAUUGAAUAUACAUCCAUGAGAAGAAACACAUCAGACACUCCCAUCAACUGCAACGACAUCUUCAAACCCUCACCUGGAGAGAAGAGUGAAGAGGAGAGAACCGUCAUGACAAAGGGCAUCGCUGGAAUCGGAAAAACCGUCUCAGUGCAGAAGUUCAUCCUGGACUGGGCAGAGGGGAGAGCCAAUCAGGAUGUGGAUUUCAUCUUUGUGCUUCCUUUUAGAGAGCUGAAUUUGAUUCAAGAUGAUCUGUACAGCCUGGAAGAUAUUUUGAAUUAUUUCCACCCUGAACUUAAAGAGUUAAAUGCACACAGAUAUGCUCACUGUAAAGUCAUGUUCAUUUUUGACGGUCUGGAUGAAAGCAGACUUCCAUUAGCUUUUAAUAAGAAUAAGAAAGUGAUGGAUGUAAAUGAGACAUCAUCAGUUGACAGGUUGAUCACAAACCUCAUUGACGGAAAUCUACUCUGCAAUUCACUCAUAUGGAUAACCUCCAGACCAGCAGCAGCCAAUCAGAUCCCUCGUAAGUACAUCAGCAAGGUGACAGAAGUACAAGGGUUCAGUGACAAACAGAAAGAACAGUACUUUUGGAAGAAUGUCCGGGAUGAGAAUCGGGCCAGGAGAAUCAUCUCACACAUUAAAACAUCAAGAAGCCUCCACAUCAUGUGUCACAUACCAGUCUUCUGUUGGAUUACUGCCAGGGUUCUUCAGCACAUGAUGACUGAAGGAAAGAGUGGAGAUAUCACAACUCUGACUGAGAUGUACUCUCACUUCACACUCAUUCAGACAAAUCUGAAAAGGAAAAAGUAUGAUGGCACAACUGAGGAUGAUUGGGAAAUCACAGAAAAACACAAAGAAAUAAUUCUCCAACUCGCACAACUGGCAUUUAAACAGCUGGUGAAGGGAAACAUCAUAUUCUAUAAGAGAGACCUGGAAGAAUGUGGGAUUGAUGUCACUGAAGCCUCAGUGUAUUCUGGGUUUUGUACAGAAAUCCUGAAAGAAGAGUUUGGGUUGUAUAAGAGGAAGGUGUACUGCUUUGUUCAUCUGAGCUUCCAGGAGUUCCUUGCUGCUAUGUAUGUUUUCCACUGCUGUGUGACCAAGAACAUCAAGGCCUUAGAGUCUUUCAUUGAAGAUGUGUCUUCAGAACUGCCCUUUCAUGAGCUGUUGAAGAUGAUAGUGGAUAAAACCUUGGAGAGUGAGAAUGGACACCUGGACCUGUUCCUCCGCUUCCUUGUUGGCAUCACACUGGAGUCCAACCAGAGACUGUUACAAGACCUACUACCACAGACAGAGAUCAGCUCAGAGACUGUUGAUGAAAUAAAGAAAUACCUCAGGAAGCCGAAUGUAAAGCAUGUCUCACCUGACGAAUACAUCAAUCUACUAAUCUGUUUGACUGAGUUGAAAGAUGAUUCAGUACAUGAGGACAUUGACAAGUUCCUGAAGUCAGGAAAGCAAAAAGAACAACUCUUAGGUACACACUUCUCAGCAUUGGCCAACGCACUGCUGAUGUCAAAGGGUGUGCUGGAUGAGAUCAACCUGAGGACAUACAACUACUACUGGUCACCUGGGUGUACGGGACUGGUCCCAGCUGUCAAGAAAUGCAGAAAGGCAACACUGAUUGGCUAUCGGCUAUCCAACGAGGACUAUAAAUCUGUGGCCUCCAUCCUCCAAUCACGUGACUCACAUCUGAGAGAUCUGAACCUGAACGACAGAGGGGAUCCUGAUCCUGGCGAGGAUGAUGAUGAUGAUGAAGAUGCCGAAAAGGGCUGUCUGACUGUUCUACUUGCCGCUCUGAAACAUCCACACUGUAAACUGGAGACACUGAGGUUGGGUGACUUUACACUCUCUGAGGAGGAGUAUGGAUCACUCGUCUCCACUGUCCAAUCAGCAGACUCUCCUCUGAGAGAACUGGACCUGAGGAACAGUGAGCUGUCUGAUGACGGGAGGAAACUCUUGAACUCUCUGAAAGGUCAACACUGUAAACUACAGACCCUGAGGCUGGGUGGCUACACCCUAUCUGAUGAGGACUGUGGAUCACUCAUUUCUGCUCUCCAAUCAGUUUACUCCUCUCUGAGAGAACUAGACCUAAGCAAGCGAAAUCUGUCAGAUGAUGGGAGUGAACUCUUUACUGCUCUGAAACAUCCUCACUGUAAACUGCAGACACUGAGGCUGAAUAGGUGUUAUCUGACAGAGAGAUGUUGUGAAGCGUUGGCCUCAGCUCUCAGUUCAAAUUCCUCUCAUCUGAAAGAGUUGGACCUGAGUCACAAUGACCUUCUGGAUUCUGGAGUGAAGCUGCUCUCUGUGGGACUGGGCCAUCAUUACUGUAAAGUGGAACGGCUAAGGCUGUCAUUCUGUAGAGUCACAGAGGAAGGCUGUGCUUCUCUGGCUUCAUCUCUGAGGUCAAAUCCCUCCCACCUGAGAGAACUGGACCUGAGCUUCAAUCACCCAGGAGACUCUGGAGUGAGGCUGCUCUAUGGUAGACUGGAGGAUCCUGACUGUAGACUGGAGAAACUAAAAGUGGACCAUAAUGAAGAGUUCUGGGUAAAACCACAGCUGAUGAAGAAGUACUUCGGUGAUCUCACUCUGGACUCAGUCACAGCGUGGGGAUACCUCUACCUGCCUGAGGAGAACACAAGGGAGGAUGAGGAGCAGCUGUAUCCUGAUCACCCCUUGAACCAGUUGCUGUCUAGACCGCGUGUGACUGGAAGCCGUUACUGGGAGGUGGAGAGGACAGGGUUGAUUUAUAUAACAGAAACAUAUAAAGGCCUCAGCAGGAAGGGAAAAAGUUACGACUGUCUCUUUGGAUGGAUUAACAAGUCCCCGAACCUGUACUGCAGAAGGAAUAUAUUCUCUACCUACCACAAUAAUGAACGUAUUUAUAUACCAGCUCCACAUCUUAUUAACCCUCCUCAACCCCAGAGUGACCUGGCCUCCUCUCCUCCACCCAGAGUGGGAGUGUUUCUGGACUGGCCGGCCGGCACCCUGUCCUUCUAUGAGGUCCACUCUGACACAAUGACCCACCUGUACACAUUCCAGACCAGAUUCACUGAGCUUGGUGUGAGAAAGCAAGUCAUUUUCCUGAUAAUAUAGGUGUAUUUUAGUUCUAUACUUUUGUUACAGGACACAACACAGAGGAAUGCUUUGCAAAUAUGUGCCAUUUUCUUUCCUUCCUUGGAAACAACACAAAGGUCAAUGGUUGGACAUGUGGUGUUCAUUACCCCACACAUCCCCCACACAUCCCCCACACAUCCCCCACACAUCCCCCACACAUCCCCCAUACAUUCUGUAUGGUUCCAAGAACACAGGGAGGGUGGAACAUACAUUGCACUUAUAUGAUUGGAAGACAGCCAGAUAGUGGAGGGGAUGUGUUAUAGGUUUGUCUAGUGUAUAUAUAUAUAUAUAUGCUGUUAAAGACAAAGACAUUUGGAGAAGCACAGAGACAUCUGGAAAGACCAGAGGGAGAUCGGAAGAAGGCCGAACAUCUAGGACAGACAUGUACUAUAUUUUGUGAAUAAACAACAAGGACCGCUUCUCCCCCUGACUUGGGUCUGGAGCCAUAAGCCAGCACUGUCUACCCAGGGUUUGGGCUUGGGCUUGGGCUUGGGCUUGGGCAGGGUGUUUCAAUGACCCUGUGUCAGGUGAAAAGUGCUUGAUUUUGACUUCUGAAAUAUGUAUGAACCCUGCUUCUGAAUACUCUCAUUCUUUCUCUGUCUGUAUCUCUCUCUGAUUAAACAGAGUUGAUCUAAA